Heterobilharzia americana is the source of this 1461-nucleotide messenger RNA. The record is from the annotation of a GenBank genome assembly. Lineage: Eukaryota; Metazoa; Platyhelminthes; Trematoda; Strigeidida; Schistosomatidae.
AUGAAUAAGGAGAAAGAUGUUGAAGAAACGAAAAUAACACCUUCAGAAGAAGAGUUGAAGAAGAAAACUUGUUUCUCAUCUAUAUCAAGUUGUUUCGCUAGUCGUAAAAUGAUUAUGAUAAUUGUUUUCCUUGCAAUUCUUCUGGAUAAUGUUCUAUUGACAACUAUCAUCCCAAUCAUACCUAAAUUGCUAGAAGAUGAAGCGAGUGCAGUGUCAUCAAAUAACUGUACUAAUUCUUCACAGAACUGUGCAAAACACAAUCCUCAUCAAUCGAAUGAUGGAGUAAACAGUGAGAAUGAUCAUAUUAUGAUUGGCGUUAUGUUUGCAAUGAAACCACUUAUUCAGCUGAUAUGCAAUCCAUUCAUUGGUCCCAUUACAAACAGAAUUGGUUAUAGUAUUCCAAUGUUCACUGGACUCGUGAUCUUGUUCAUAUCAACUCUGAUAUUUGGAUUCUCUAGAAAUUAUUACUUUAUGCUAGUCGCCAGAUCUAUACAAGGCGUAGGAUCUGCUUGCUCAACAGUAUCAGGAAUGGGCAUGUUGGCCACCUAUUUUGUUGAUGAAAAAGAAAGAGGUCAUGCAUUCGCCUUCGCGUUGAGUGGGCUAGCGAUAGGUGUAUUAAUCGGUGCACCGUAUGGAGGCGUCACAUUUCAGUUCAUUAGUAAAGAGGCUCCAUUUCUUAUACUCUCUGGAUUGGCCAUGUUGAAUGGAAUUAUUCAGCUUUUAACACUGAGACCAACUGUUAAACGUGAAAGUCAAAAAGGCGCUUCCUUAUAUGAAUUACUGAAAGAUCCGUACAUUUUAAUUGCAGCUGGUUCAAUUACUUUUGGCAAUCUAGGCAUUUCCAGAAUGAACUCCAAGGAAUGGCAACAGGGAAUUGCUUUUCUGCCUGCCAGUUUAUCUUAUCUAGUUGGAGCGAAUAUAUUUGGACCUAUAUCGCAUAAGAUUGGUAGAGGAAACAGUGCAGGUUUGGCAUUAAUUAUCUGUGGUUGCUGUUUAAUCGCAUUACCAUUUUCGAAACGAAUGGAACACUUAAUAGCACCGAUGAUUUGUCUUGGAUUUGCUAUUGGUAUGGUUGAUUCAUCAAUGAUGCCAUUGAUGGGACAUUUAGUCGAUUUGAGACAUGUUGCAGUUUACGGCAGUGUAUAUGCUAUAGCAGAUGUAGCCUUUUGUGUUGGCUUUGUAUUCGGCCCAUUACUCAGUACUGUAAUGUUGAAAGCGUUGGGUUUUAAUUGGAUGCUUUGGGUAAUUGCUAUAAUCAGCUUUGCAUACGCUCCGCUAACUCUAUUCCUCAGGAACCCGCCUAAACGAGAUCUUCCACUAGAAAUUCUGCAUUUCCCUGAUCGGUUACUAUUGUUUCUUAUCAAAAUGUUGUACUGGAGACUUAAUCAGCUAUGCAUACAUGUACAUGGUUUAUUUCUAUUACAAAGAAAUAACACUAACAUGUGCUUAUUACUCUUUUGA